GCGUUCGAAGCUGCGGUAGCGGGGACGGCCACUAUCAGUACAAUACUGCUUUUUCCUUUUCGAAAUGCCCUUGCUAAGCUGAAUCCCGCGGAUGAGUCGAUUGAGUUUUUGAGCGUAACGAGCCAAAUCGAUAGUGACAGCCAUGGGUGAUCUAGAACCUCAGACCGUGGAUGAAGAAGCAUGGUUGUACGAAUCGAGAGAAGAUUCUGUGGACGCGAACGUUCCCCCGGGUACCGGCGACGAUGAAGACACGGGAGCGCAAUCACAGGAAACCAAUGGAGAUGAUUCUCAGGAAGAACCAUUGAUCGAAGAUCCGCUCGCUGGGAAAGCCGCGGAGAAUACCGGCGAGGCCGAAAAUGACGGCGAGGUCGAAGAGGGUGAAGAAGAAGAUGACGACGACGAAGACGACAUCGAGAUCACCAUUGGCGAUACGAAAGCAGUACCGGCAGCACCUUCGUCAGCUUUCCCCGCUGCUCCCGUGAACAUAAACAUAAAGAAAAGCAUAGCGACAACCGCAGUUUCAUCGUCCGCGCCUGGCGGGCAGUUGAUUAAAGCCCCUCAUAAAGGCUUAGACAUCGACGCUGUUGCUAGUAUAAAUGGAACGAACAUAUACGAGUUCAACAUCGACUCCCUUGAGGACAAACCGUGGAGGAAGCCGGGUGCGGACAUAACAGAUUAUUUCAAUUAUGGCUUCACUGAAGAUACUUGGAAAGUAUAUUGUGAUCGGCAGAGACGACUCCGUGGAGACAAUAAUAACACGCAGGGUGUCAAGAGCUUGGUCAAUCAAGUUGUGUCAUCGGCUCCUCCAUACGAAAAACCGUACCGAUCCUCAUUCCAACCUCGAUCUGAACCAAAAGAAUUCAGGAAGAGCGGAACCAUAGACGUAAUCGGAGGUGCCAACUCAAGGAGACAUGAAGAAGCACUGCCCCCUAUGAUGCCGCCUCUCGCCGACAUGCCAUUCCCACCGGGAUUACCACCUGGUUUUGAUCCCCAUGAGGGCAUGCCGCCACAUCAUGGCAUGCCUCCACCCCACGCGAUGCCACAGCCACCCCCACCGUUUGAUCCGAGAUUCCCUCCGCCCCCGAUGAAUAUGGCGCCUCCUUUCGAUCCUUACGGUGGCCCGCCCCCACAUGCGGUUGUUGGUGGCGAUUUUCAUCGGCCCGAUGAUCGUCCACCUAUGAUGCCGGACGAUAUGGACUUUUCUGACCGAAGAAGACACCACAGAUCGAGGGACGACCGUGAGGAACGCGAUUACCGCGACGACCGAGACAGAAGGCACCGAAGCGACAGAAGCGAAAGGGAUGACAGAAGAGACAGAGACCGAGAAGACCGAGAUUCGAGGAGAGACAGGGAAAAGGAUAGAGACAGAGACCGAGAUCACCGAGAUAUGAGCGAAAGUAGACACAGGUCUAGUCGGAAAUCCCGGCGACAUGACGACGACGAAGAAGAUCGCAGACAGAAACACAAGCGAUCGAAAAGAGACGACGACAACUGAACUCGCCUCUUGUUCGAUGUUGGGUCAUCGAUGGUCUACCAUGUACUAGCAUCAUUGUUUGGCCCUUGUUCUGAUAGACCACGCUCUAUCGAUGACAAACUUCCUGGAGAACACGUCAUGAGGUGGAAGGGCACCGAGGACGGUUCAUAUCCUUCCCCGCUGGAAGAGAG
Molecule: messenger RNA, 1665 nt
Organism: Galendromus occidentalis (western predatory mite)
Lineage: Eukaryota; Metazoa; Arthropoda; Arachnida; Mesostigmata; Phytoseiidae
Product: pre-mRNA 3'-end-processing factor FIP1
Exons: 8
Coding region: 143-1495 (450 amino acids)
Cellular component (GO): mRNA cleavage and polyadenylation specificity factor complex
Source: RefSeq, a predicted model, not a curated record